UCUACCACUCCCCCACCCCCACAGGAGUCAUGUAAGGAUGCCUUAAGAAGAUAACUAUGGACAAAUAUAUUAAAGUGCGAAAGAUUGGAGAAGGAUCCUUCGGGAAAGCAAUUCUUGUCAAAGCUAAAGAAAAUGGCCAACAGUAUGUUAUUAAAGAAAUAAACAUCUCUAAGAUGUCAAGUAAGGAGAGAGAAGAGUCAAGAAGAGAAGUUGCUGUAUUGGCGAAUAUGAAACAUCCGAACAUUGUCCUGUAUAGAGAGUCAUUUGAAGAAAAUGGCUGUCUUUACAUAGUGAUGGAUUACUGUGAAGGAGGAGACUUGUUUAAAAAAAUAAAUGCCCAGAAAGGAAUCUUAUUCCCUGAAGAUCAGAUUCUGGAUUGGUUUGUACAGAUCUGUUUAGCAUUAAAACACAUACAUGAUAGAAAAAUCUUGCAUCGAGACAUAAAGUCACAGAAUAUAUUUUUAACCAAAGAUGGAACAAUACAGCUGGGAGAUUUUGGCAUCGCCAGAGUUCUUAACAGUACUGCAGAGUUGGCUCGCACUUGCAUAGGAACACCAUACUAUUUGUCUCCUGAAAUAUGUCAGAAUAAACCUUACAACAAUAAAAGUGAUAUCUGGGCCCUUGGUUGUGUUCUCUAUGAGAUGUGCACACUUAAACACGCAUUUGAAGCUGGUAACAUGAAGAACUUGGUACUGAAGAUAAUCUCUGGACCUUUUCCUCCUGUGUCUGUGCAUUAUUCCUAUGACCUACGCAAUCUGCUUUCACAGUUAUUUAAGAGGAAUCCUAGGAACAGACCAUCAGUGAACUCCAUAUUGGAGAAAACCUUUAUAGCCAAAAGGGUUGAAAAAUUCCUCACACCACAGCUUAUUGCAGAAGAAUUCAGUCACAAAAUCUUCCAUAAGUUUGGACCACAUGCUGCACCAGCUAAAAGACCAGCUCAAGAACAAACACUGUCUUCAGCUGCACCAGCUCACAAAAUUACCAAACCUGCUGCAAAAUACGGAGUGCCUUUAGCAAUCAGGAAAUCUUCUGAUGCACCUAAAAAGCCUAAUGAGAAGAAGCUAUUGACUAAAUCUAGGCAGGCUUUUCCAUCUCCAGUGAAGAAAAAUAAUCCGGGAGAAGAAAGGAGGAAAAUGUUUGAGGAACCUUCAAAAAAGAAAAGGUUAGAAGUGCCUGAAAAAGAAAAACGUCAGAGAAAUCAGAGUUUACUGAAGGCAGAUGAAAUGAGAAGAUUUGAAAAAGAAAGGAUGGAACGAAUGAACAGAGCCAGGGAACAAGGAUGGAGGAAUGUGACUGGUUCUGGUGGAAGUGGUGAUGUUAAGGCACCGUAUUAUGGUGGUGGAGGUGGUGUCAGUCCUUUUCCUGUGCCUUCCAGAGGACAAUAUGAACACUAUCAUGCUAUUUUUGACCAGAUGCGUCAGCAAAAGGAAAACACUAGACUAGAUGAAGCCAAACUAAACGCAAGAGUACAAGGCCGAGAAGCUGCUCAAAGAGGAAUUCCACAUGGAAUACAUCCAGGAGCUCCUAAGGGGCCUGCAGGUCAUCACCAUUUACCUGAUGCUGAUGCAGUUAGGAAAAAAGUGAAAAGAUUGAAGGAGGUGUCUAAACAAGCCAAUGCAAACAGGCAGAAAGGAUGGAUAGCUGCAGACAGAGCUGUGCAAGUUGAAGAAUUCUGGCAACGAAAGAGAGAAGCCAUGGAAAACAAAGCUCGAGCUCAGGGACACAUGGGUACACUGCAAAACGUGGCAGAUAUCUAUGGAGGCAGGCCCAUUUCUGCAAGGGGAAGGAAAUCCAGAAACAAGGAGGAAGAGGAAUAUUUGGCAAGAUUAAGACAGAUCCGGCUACAAAACUUUAAUGAACGUCAACAGAUUAGAGCAAAACUUCGUGGAGAGAAGAGUGAAGCCACCAGUUCUGAUGGACAAGAAUCAAGUGAGGAAGCAGAACUGAAACGCAAAAAGAUAGAAAUGCAGAAGGCCCAAGUAAAUGCUCGAGCUGCAGUUCUGAAAGAACGGUUAGAUCGAAAGAGAAAGGAAGCAUAUGAAAGAGAGAAGAUAGCGUGGGAAGAACAUAUUCCCUUCUGAAACAGAAGAGAGCAUCUGUCAGUCAGAAUUCUCUUCUGAGAAGCCUUAUCGUAGUUAUAUUUGAAUGAAGAAUUUGGUUCAAGAAUUUAAGAACAUUAAACCAAAGAAUCAUUAGGAUCACCUGAAGUAUGUUACUAAUAAUCUGUAACUUACUGAAGCAUAAAGAUGUUGCAAAGCUGAUAAAUUUUAAACA
This is a messenger RNA of Dryobates pubescens (Downy woodpecker), 2274 nucleotides long. It is a transcript of the gene NEK1, whose product is annotated as NIMA related kinase 1. Bases 57 to 2081 code for a protein of 674 amino acids. Gene Ontology annotation, biological process: protein phosphorylation. The record is from RefSeq and is a predicted model, not a curated record. Gene Ontology annotation, molecular function: protein kinase activity; ATP binding. The transcript is spliced from 22 exons. NCBI's taxonomy places the organism in Eukaryota, Metazoa, Chordata, Aves, Piciformes, Picidae.